Brassica napus (rape) is the source of this 6729-nucleotide messenger RNA. Its product is annotated as cation/H(+) antiporter 9-like. Gene Ontology annotation, cellular component: endomembrane system; membrane. Bases 1154 to 3556 code for a protein of 800 amino acids. Lineage: Eukaryota; Viridiplantae; Streptophyta; Magnoliopsida; Brassicales; Brassicaceae. Gene Ontology annotation, molecular function: antiporter activity. The record is from RefSeq and is a predicted model, not a curated record. The transcript has 6 exons. Gene Ontology annotation, biological process: proton transmembrane transport; regulation of pH.
AACGAUGUAGUGAAAGUUUCAAUAAAAAAUGUAAAUUUGAGAAUUUUUGUUUAUAUAUUAUUUAAAAAAAUUGGAGAGUAUUGGUCAAUUUUUCACUGAUCUAUGUUCAUCGCCGGCCAUGCAUUCACGUUUCUGGAAGAAAUAAUAAAAAUAGUAUAUUGACAAAUAAAAAGGUUUUAUUAUUAAUAUAAGAGAAAAUUGAAGUCUAUGAUAAAUUAUUAACAUAGCAAACACUCGGUAUUAGAUUUGAUUCAGUUGGCGCGCCAGUUUAAGAACCAGGUUUUAUAGUGUGUCCAAUGUCAAUCACAUGUCUUGUCUUUUUAAAAGCAGAACAAGAUAGGAUUGGAUAGGAUCCUCCCACUAGCUGGCUCAUUAGCAUAGGUCCAUUAUUUUUAUAUUCUCACCACUCAAAACACUAUUACUACUAUAGUUGAUGUACGUUUUACGCGACUAUCCACUAUUUUUUUUUUGUGACACCUCCACUAUACAAAAAUCGAUUAAUACAUAUUUAUUUACAUAAACUUUAUUUAGGUCACAAGAUUUAUCAAAUGCAUCACCCUAGACCGUUGGAUGACCCAGCUUGGAUCUACUAACAAUAUAGUGUAUAUCUUUUUAUUUAUUAAAAAUAAUAAGAUAUAUAUCAUCUUUAUUUCCUAUUUUGUUGUUUUUAAAAAAAUCCUAUUUCGUUUGAUUCAUUAAAUUUCACGUACAUGCUAUAGCAUAUAGUGUAGCCGAGUAUAUACGGAUAUGCGCAUUUUUAUAAGCAUAUGUACAGGUGCAGGUCUAAUAUAAAUUCACAUAGAACAGUAUGAAAAUUUAUCAAUUCAUAUAAUAAAAACUAUCUCAUUUUAGUUCUAGAAAACAAUGCGCCACCUUUUAGCUUCAUCCGUUCGUUAGCCCAAACGUAACAAAAACUGGUCAAAGGGGAGGCGCCAACGGUUUAGAAACAACAAUUGCUCAAAGAAACUGUUACGUUGUUAAAUCUUUUUUCAUUUUUUGUUAAUUUAACAUUUGACCUUUUUUUUUGUUGAGAAGAAACAAAAAACAGAUAGAGAAAACCAAAUCUUCAGCGUAACAAAUAAAAGCAAAGUUGAUAUGAAAAGUUUUGAGAACAGGUCAUUCCCUUUCAUAACUUAUACUUAUCAUCAUCCUCAUGAACGAAUCUCUAGCACUAACUCCUGCGCCUUGGCCAGCAAUUAGCAAGGUCGAAGUUUGUUACCGAGCUUUCUUCAACAUCUCUUCUUACGGAAUCUUGGAAAACUAUGAAACUCCGAGUGUCAUCUUCGGAUACGCAUUGCCUCUUCUUGAGUUGCAGAUCAUUAUCAUCUUCGUUUUAAUAGUGUUAUCUCAUAUGUUCCUUAGAUUUAUUGGCGUACCACAGUUCGUUUCUUACAUGUUUACGGGGUUGCUUCUGGGACGUCACCUAUUUGAUCUUCAGGACUUUUCUUCCCACCAUUUAUCGUUAGACGUGGCGUUAGAUGGUAACAUAGCGUUAGAAGGUGUGGCCAACUUGGGUUUAAUAAUGUUCACGUUCUUGAUGGGCGUGAAGACCAACAAAAGAGCCGUGUUUCAUAUCGGUAAAGGCACGGUUGCGAUCGCGGUUUUGUCCUUUGUGGUGACUAUGACCGCCGGAUUAGCCUUUAGAAACUUCCAGCUAGACAAGGCCGACCCUCUCUAUAUGCCUCUGAAACUGGCUCCAACAGAACGCACCGUGAUUGUAUCAGUUCAAGCGUUAACGCUGUUACCCGUAAUAACGCACCUGGUAUAUGAGCUUAAGAUUCCAAACUCGGAGCUCGGCCGCCUCGCCAUAUCUAUUGCAACGAUUAAUGAUCUCCUAGGAUUUAUCACUCUGCAAUGCGUUUCCUACGUAGCAUCAUACAGGUAUGUAUCGCCUAGAAUAGCCAACCGCGAUGCACUGGCAAUGACCAUCUUAAUCCUUGUGAUCCUAUUCAUCAUCAAGCCUACGGCUCAAUGGAUAUUCGACACAAGUCCAGAAGGCAAACCCGUACGGGAACUCUAUGUAUACGGAACAAUUAUGACCGCAAUCGCUGCGAGUAUUUGCACAACUUAUUUCCACCAAGUCCACGUUUUAGGAGCUAUAUUGGUCGGGAUGGCCAUCCCAGACGGUCCACCUCUUGGGUCUGCGUUAGAAGCCAAGUUUGAGGGAUUGGUUACAAACAUAUUUUUACCGAUUUCAAUAGUGGUAAUGACCAUGAAAGCUGACAUUUCAAAGGUAUUGUACGCGUUCGAUGACAUAGCCAUUAACAUAUUUUUGGUGGGUUUCACAUUGGUCGUCAAAUGGACUGCUACUUUUGGGUCUUGCUUGAUCUUCAAGUUACCUACUAACGAAUCUAUUAUCCUCGCCAUUAUGAUGAACUAUAAGGGUUUCGUCGACUUAUGCUUCUUUGAAGGAGCCGCGAAUCAUCGGAAUCUAUCGCAAGCCACUCACACGUUCAUGAUAAUAUACGUUCUUUUGAUCGCGGGAGUUUUACCUACUACUGUGAAAGCACUGUACGAUCCAAAGAGGAAGUAUAUAGGAUACGUCAAGAGAGACAUCAUGCAUCUGAAACCAAACUCAGAUCUCAAGAUCCUAACAUGUUUGCACAAACCGGACAACAUCUCUGGCGUGCUCUCGCUGCUACAACUGCUCUCUUUCACUCCUGACGGCGAGAGUAAUAAAGACAGAGGAGUCAUCGCUGUCACAGCAUUACACCUCGUGAAACUCGCUGGAAGUUCGUUUCCAAUCUUGAUACCACACGACAAGCGGACUAAACCCCAGUUGCAUCAAAACACUUACAUUCAAACAAUGAUGCUCGUGUUCUCCGAGUUUCAACAAGAGAAUUCGGCAUCUACGACUGUUAGCUUCUUCACAGCUUACUCUCAAGAGGAUCUAAUGGAUCAUGACAUUUGCAAUCUUGCUUUAGACCACCACACAUCGAUGAUCAUCGUCCCUUCUGGACGAAAAUGGUCACCUGAUGGAUUAUAUGAAUCUGACGAUAAUGUGAUCAGAAGUGUGAACGCUUCUCUCCUCGACCGUGCUCCCUGUUCUGUAGGUGUACUCAAUGACCGAAGCUACCGCACCAAGAAAAAGAUUAACGGUACCGUUAACGUUGGUGUGAUCUUCAUUGGAGGUAAAGAUGAUCGCGAGGCCAUCUCGCUUGCGAAAUGGAUGAGACAGAAUCCGAGAGUGAGUCUCACGGUGAUCCGGUUUUUAUCUGGUCAAGAACCAGACAAGAAUAAGAAUUGGGAUUACCUUGUUGAUAAUGGGGUCUUAAAUGAUUUGAAAGAAACAUAUGCAUCCUCUGAGAAUUUCGUUUAUGCGGAGAAGAUAGUCAACGGUGGUCCCGCGGUGGCCACCGCCGUAAGAUUGGCGGCGGAAGAUUAUGACUUGAUGAUUGUAGGGAGAGGUCGCGACUAUGAUUUGCUGGAUGUCUCGGGUUUGGCGGAAUGGAUGGAGCUUCCGGAGUUAGGAGUCAUAGGAGAUUUGCUUGCAUGUAAAGAUCUAAAAACUAGGGUUUCUGUUUUAGUAGUUCAACAACAGCAGCAACAUGAGUGAGUGUAGUUGUGUAACCUGUCAAUGAUUUGCUUGCAUGUGAAGAUCUAAAUUACAUGAACAAAUUCAUUUCUUCUCAUCUUGUUUUGAUUUAAAAGUCCAUGAUUCCUAACUAAAAGUUAUAGUAUACGUACUAAUAACAACAAAACUAUAAUUUUCACCAUAAUAAUUUGCGCAAAUGAUUUGUCCCACUCCGAUAAAGACUUAGUGACCACUGCCGAAUAAUUUUUACCUGUCAUGCCAGAGUCAUUGCUUCUCUUUCGUCUUUACCGCUAAGUAAGAUCAUACAGAUUGCAGACUUUGUAGGAUAAGACCAUGCGCAGCAGGGGUUUUAGUGAGGUUCAUGGGCUCGAGUUCUAAGGGGCCGAUGAAUAAAAGAAAAUAAAAAAUGGGUUUGUUUUGAUGAACCGGGCCUUACGAGUGAUAUCGUAUGAAGCGGGUUCAAGCCACGCGUCGUGUGUUGAUUUGUUGAACGAAAGCGCGUAGAGGAGGAGGAAAGUUGGGCUUCCCCGUGUAUCGACUCAUUUGCUCUUCUCGACCAAAAAGCUAGGGUUUCGUUGUGAGAGGCGAUUUCUCGUGCGACGCCGUCUCCCGGAGGUUUUCUCGUUCUAAUCGACGACGGAGUGUCUUUUCCACUUGCUCAGAUGGAUCCCUCAGAAGAGAGAAAGCAUUCAAAGAGGCAAAAGGACUACAUCAACAUGCUUUCAUACACUUGCGAUUCAGAAUACGGGAUUCCGAGAAGGUGUUCCUGUGGUGGGAGAAUCAUCGACGAGGUUCGAGUGAAGCAGGAGUACGACACUCUUCCUGGGAAGCGUUUCUUCACCUGUGCCAACUACGAGGCUGAUGGGUUUCACUAUCGUCAGCCUUGGGUGAUUGGUGUCCAGGAGCAGAUCGAAAGCUUGACUAAGCGUCUGGAGGAGGCUGAGGAGGUGAUGAAGUUCGUACCGAGUCUGAAAAAUCAGAUUGAGACACUAGAGGUUAGUAAACAAAUUUUUUUUUUGUGUCACAUUUUUCUCUACAUAUUUUUUUUAAUAACUUAUUAUGUGAAUAAGACAUUUUCAUUGUUGUUUCCAUGUGCAGGCACAUGCUAAAGGGCUCACUCGGCAGGUUGACCGCCUCACUGCGGAGGUUUAUAACCUCACGGUGCAAGUAGCUGACCUGGAGAAGCUCUGCUUCGAAUAACCACCAAAGGUUAGACUCUAUCUUAACUGAACUAGAACUACGCGUUUUGGUUGCUUCGUAGCUAGACGUUAACUAGAACUGAAGUAGGUUGAGUAGAGCUUUAAAUGAUCUGAACUAGCUAGAGUAUAACUCGUACUUGAAUUUUCUUUAUCAUUCAUUGUUGUGUUUGUUGGUUAAAGUUUAAAAACUGUUCGAGUUAAAUAAACCUGAUUUGAUGUGUAAUGAAUGCUAACUGUGAAUAAGUUGUUGUGUAUUUAAAUUUAGUUGUUGUGUAAUUAACUGUGGUUGUUGUUGUGUAAUUAACCUAAGUGAAACUAGUUUAAAACAUAGGGAAUCCACUUAUAAAAACACAAACAAUCCACCCUUAAAAAUCACUAAAACCUAUAAACAUCAAACAAAACCAAAACAGAAAAUGGACCCUUUUUCCCUACACUCUCCCGGGUUUGUUAACCUGUUAGCCUCACAGAGCAUUCCACCACUAGACGUAGACUCUGCUGAGGCAGCUGUUACCUCUUCCGGGUUAGUUAAACCAGUGGAAAGGAGAAAGUGGUCAACCAAAGAAGAUAUUGUGCUGAUCAGUGCUUGGUUGAACACCAGCAAGGAUCCCAUUGUCAGUAAUGAACAGAAGUUAGGAUCCUUUUGGAAGAGGAUAGGGGAGUAUUUCAAUUCGAGUCCUCACCUCUUUGGCUCCCUUCCAAGACACUGGAGUCAAUGUAAGCAGAGGUGGGGAAGGGUGAAUGCGGAGGUCUGCAGGUUUGUGGGAUGCCAUGAAAGUGCGCUGAAGGAGCAAUCGAGUGGCCAAACAGAGAAUGAUGUCAUGAAGGCUGCACAUGACAUCUUCUUCAAUGACUAUAAUGUCAAGUUCACUCUUGAACAUUGCUGGAGGGAACUUCGGUUCGAUCAGAAAUGGAGAUCACACUCUCAGCCGAAGGAGAAAAGUAAGGAAGGUGGUCCGCAAGUGGUGGCUGACGAGGAAGAGGUUAGGCCUCCGGGUGUUAAAGCUAGCAAAGCUGCCAAACGCAAGAAGCCAAACGAAGCAGCUUUUGAUCGGAUACAAACCAUUCUAGCUCAGAAAAACACCCUAUCCAAACAAAAGAUCCUAGAUCGCCUCUUAGCCAAAAACAUAGAUACACUUUCUGAUCAUGAAAUGGCUCUUAAGAAUAAGUUAAUCUCUGAAAUGCUUUGAUUUGGUUAGUGUAUUAGCUUGUUUUUGUUUAUUCAAUCUGUUUUCCUUUCUUUGAGUAGUAGCAGUGUAUUUGGUUAGUGUAUUAGCUUGUUUAUUGAUUCUGUUCUCUUUUGUUUUGCAGGUCACGGGUUGGAAGGCCAGGGUGUUACAGGUCACGGGUUGGAAGGUUGCGGGGUGUUGCAGGUGAAGGAUUUUGUUUGUUUCUAUAUGUUAUUUUCGGAUACUUUAAGCCACGGGUAGUAGGACUUUAUGUCAGUUUUUAAUCCCGGAUGUAAACAGAUGUACUAUGUAUAGGACUUGAUGUCUUUUGCUGUUGAUUCACGGAUGUAAAAUAUGUUGAUUCACGGAUGUAAAACAAUGUCUCUCUCUAUAUAAACUAUGUCUUUCAGUUUGGUUAUAAAAUGUGCAUCACUUCUCUUCUCUAUGUCUGUCUCUUAUUAUUACAACUGAGAAAAGCACACAAAGAAACUGUCUCACUUCUCUUCUCUUGUCUCUCUCUCGUUAUCACCUCUCUUCUCUUGUCUCUUCUCUUCUCUUGUCUCUCUCUUCUCUUCUCUUGUCAACAAACUGUGGUAACAAUCUGUAACAACAACCUUCAAGCAAGCUGAUCGUGGUGCUCAAACAUCAAACUUGAAGCUUCAAACUUCUCUCUUGUAGUAGUGAAUUCAACAACAAACUUCAAGCUCCAAAUCAAGGUAAGUGAUAAUGCAAAAAGAUGAUAUAAUGUAAAAAAAUAUAGCUUAUGAAAAAAUAUGAUAGAAUAAUGCAAAAAAAAAUUAGAUUUUGAUAAAAGAUAAUAUAAUGUGAA